AUGGUAGGAAUUCUAUCAGCUGCCGCUGUGGCACAUCAAUCACCAACGGUACUCUUGGUAGCUGUUGGUGCGUUGUUUUUGCUCUUCGUGGCUCAUCGAUUACUCUUCUCACCCCUAGCGAAGAUACCAGGGCCAUGGUUUACCUCUAUCACAUCCCUGUGGAUCAUGUACCAUGAGUUUCUUGGGGACAGGACUGUGAUUCUGGAUGCUCUGCAUUCCAAAUAUGGUGAUAUUGUGCGUGUCUCGCCUACGGAGGUGUCGUUCAACAAUGCAGAAGCCCUCAAGGACAUCUAUGGGAUAAAGUCAAAUUACUCAAAGAGUCAUUUCUACGACAUGUUUGUAUACUAUGACGAGAGAAACACUUUCACCAGCCUCGAUAAACCAAAUCAUACCGCGAAGAAAAGGCUUGUUGCUGACAGAUAUGCCAAAUCCUAUGUCAUGCAAGAUGCAGUGGCCGAGAAGAUCCAGGAACAUGCUGCGAACUUCAUGUUCCAGAUCACCAAAGAACCCAAUGCUCUGGACGUGUACACGUGGCUCCACUACUACGCUCUUGACUGUAUCACCAACCACCUCUUUGGAUCUCGGGGCACCAGCACUCUCACCAAGCCUGAUCACCGCGAGCUUGUUUAUGACCUGUCUGGAGUUAAGCAUCGAACGAGGCUCUACAUGAUCUUCUACUUCGGGUCCUUGAUGAGCCUGCGCGAACGAAUUCGAUCCACAUGGCGCUGGAUCCUCGGUAACUCGGCCCAAUUCCACGUCCGAGGAAGUCGUUUGAACGAUUACGGCAAGGACAGCGUUGUCGGCUUUCGUACUGGAGAGCUUGAGAAGGACACGAUCUCGACUUGCGCCAAGUUGUUUAAGGCUGUUCCCAACAACGAUAAUCAAGUUGCUGCAGAGUGCAUGGACCAUCUUGUCGCGGGCGUUGAUACCACGGGCGAUGCCAUGUGCAUCACAAUGUGGCGCAUGUCAACACCAGAAUAUUCCCACGUUCAAGAUCGUCUCUACGAAGAGCUCAAGAGUAUAGAGCAUUUCUUUGACCCUGUCACUGGGACUGCACCAAUCGGCGAACUCGAAAAGCUGCCAUAUCUGGACGCUGUUAUUCACGAAGGUCUCCGGUGGCGUGCACCAGUCCCUAUGACUCUGUUCCGCGUGGUACCGGCAGGAGGAGCUAAUAUCGCCGGUAAAACGAUCCCCGCGGGAUAUACGGUUGGUUGCCAAGCGUACAGCCUGCAUCGUAAAGAGGAUGUCUUCCCGAAUCCGGACCUCUUCGACCCCACGAGAUGGCUCGCGAAAGACCCUCACCAGCUAUCUGCCAUGAAGACCCAUUUCUGGCCUUUUAGUUCUGGAGCGAGGAUGUGUUUAGGCCACAAGUAA
This is a messenger RNA of Cyphellophora attinorum, 1374 nucleotides long. Its product is annotated as Tryprostatin B 6-hydroxylase. Bases 1 to 1374 code for a protein of 457 amino acids. The transcript is spliced from 3 exons. NCBI's taxonomy places the organism in Eukaryota, Fungi, Ascomycota, Eurotiomycetes, Chaetothyriales, Cyphellophoraceae. The record is from RefSeq and is a predicted model, not a curated record. Gene Ontology annotation, molecular function: monooxygenase activity; iron ion binding; heme binding.